AGGCAUGUAGAUCCGCACGCGGGAUUCGUCUGUCGUAGCUUCCUGUGGAGAGUGCCAGGGGUUCUUGCGUCUAACAUCCCAUUCGUCGACGCGGGGGAGCUGGUCCCGGGGUCGUGGAAGCUGCGUAUCCGGCAGCUCGACCUCGACAACAACCAUGGACCACUUACACGGAUAUUGCCUUAUAAGCCGACCGGUAUCUGGCCGGUGCUGCAUGUUUUUGUCGCUCUCCAACCCGCGUUCUUCCCUCCGGUCUGUGAGACGGCGGUUGUUCCUUCAGCAGACCGUCCCACUGCCCCGCGAUCUGCCCCUCCAGCAGCUCUCACCUUUCACCAGCGCUCGCCAUGGCUCCUCGCGUCGUGAUCCCCAUCGACCAGAACUGGGAGUUUCGGCAGGCCGACAAGCAGGACGCCCAGUUCCUGCCCGUCAGCCAGUUCCCGACCAAUGUGCACCUCGACCUGCAGCACCACGGCCAGAUCCCGGACGCCUUCAUCGGCAAGAACGAGCUCGCCGUACAGUGGGUGGGCGAGGCCCAAUGGACCUACAGGACCACCUUCGCAGCCCAGCCGGUGGCCACGGGCGCCAAGGCCGUGCUCGCCUUUGACGGGCUCGACACGUUUGCGACGGUCGUGCUCAACGGCACCACCAUCCUCGAGACCGACAACAUGUUCAUCCCGGAGCGGGUCGACGUGACGUCGGUCCUCAAGGAGCAGAACGAGCUGACCAUCCACUUCGACAGCGCCUUCCUGCGGGGGUGCAAGCUGGUCGAGCAGUACCCGGAUCACAAGUGGGGAUGCUGGAACGGCGACACGUCGCGGCUGGCUGUCCGCAAGGCGCAGUAUCACUGGGGUUGGGAUUGGGGCCCGACCCUCUUGACCUGCGGCCCGUGGCGCCCCAUCAACCUGGAGAUCUACGACUCCCGCCUGGCCGACCUUCACGCCGACUCGGUGGUCGACAAGUCGCUGAGCAGGGCCAACGUCACCGUGACGGCGACGGUCGAGGGCAAGGCAGACAGGGUGCGCAUCGACAUCUCCCUCGAGGGCAAGCCGGUCGCCUCCGAAACGGCCGACGCCAGCUCCGGGUCGGCCACCGUCUCGUUCCUCGUCGACAGCCCCGCCUUGUGGUACCCUAUCCGCUACGGCAAGCAACCGCUGUACCAGGUCAGCGCGAUGCUGCUUAGCGGCGACGAGGAGGUCGACACCCUCUCUAAGCGCAUCGGCCUGCGCAGGGCCGAGCUGAUCCAGCGCCCGCUUCAGGACCAGCCCGGCACCAGCUUCUUCUUCGAGAUCAACAACAUCCCUGUCUACUGCGGCGGCAGCGACUGGAUCCCCGCCGACAAUUUCAUCCCGCGCAUCAGCCGCGAGCGCUACUACGACUGGGUCCGGCUGGUGGCCGAGGGCAACCAGUUCAUGAUCCGCGUCUGGGGCGGCGGCAUCUACGAGGAGCAGGCCUUCUACGACGCCUGCGACGAGAUGGGCAUCCUGGUGUGGCAGGACUUCAUGUUUGGCUGCGGCAACUAUCCGGCCUGGCCGGCGCUGCUGGCGUCCAUCGACCGCGAGGCCCGCGAGAACGUCAGGUUGCUUCGCCACCACCCGUCCAUCGUCAUCUGGGCCGGCAACAACGAGGACUAUCAAUACCAGGAGUCCGAAAACCUCACGUACGACUUCGCCAACAAGGACGCCGAGAGCUGGCUCCGCACCGACUUCCCCGCCCGCUACAUCUACGAGAAGGUGCUCGCCGACGCCUGCGCCGACCUGGUCCCGUCCACCUUCUACCACCCGGGCUCGCCCUGGGGCGCCGGCCUCAACACGCGCGACGCUACCGUAGGCGACAUCCACCAGUGGAACGUGUGGCACGGCACGCAGGAGAAGUGGCAGAACUUUGACCAGCUCGUCGGCCGUUUCGUCUCGGAAUUCGGCAUGCAGGCGUUCCCCUCGGUCAAGACCAUCGACGCGUACCUGCCCCUCGGAAAAGACGACCCGGACCGCUACCCGCAGUCGUCGACCGUCGACUUCCACAACAAGGCCGAGGGCCACGAGCGGCGCAUCGCGCUGUACCUGGUCGAGAACCUGCGCUACGCGCCCGACCCGCUCGAGCACUUUGUGUAUAGCACGCAGCUGAUGCAGGCCGAGUGCCUGGCCUCGGCGUACCGCCUCUGGAAGCGCGAAUGGCGCGGCCCGGGGAGGGAGUACUGCGGCGGCGCGCUCGUCUGGCAAACCAACGACUGCUGGCCUGUCACGAGCUGGAGCAUUGCCGAUUACUACUUGCGCCCCAAGCUGGCCUACUUCACGGUCAAGCGCGAGAUGGCGCCCGUGAGUAUUGGGAUUACCCGCCGCGAGCACAGGCAUCCGCGGGAUAAGUACACUCGGGUCAACGUUGACGUCAAGACGCAGAUCGAGGUGUGGGGAAGCAAUCUGACUCUAGAAGACCUGACGGUGGACUGCGUGCUCAAGGCGUGGGACGUCGAGUCCGGCGAGGAGACGUUCUCGCAGACGGUGGCGGCCGGCGUGCUGCUUCCGGAGAACCGGUCGACCGAGAUCGCCGCGCUGGACGUGCCCGUUCGGCAGAGGAACGCCGGCGAGGAAGGGCGGACUGUCGUGGCGGCGUAUCUCGUCAAAGACGGCAGGCAGAUUGCGCGCUACGUCAACUGGCCCGAGCCGCUCAAGUAUGUGCAUCUGCAGAAGCCGAGGGCGCUCAGGGUGCAGCUGACGCCGGAUGGCGCAGCGGUCGAGAUCAGCGCCGAGGUGCCGGUCAAGGGCGUGGCGCUGGAGUGCGAGGAUGAUAGUGUCAAGUUUGAUGACAAUUUGGUGGAUAUUGUGCCGGGCGAGGUUGUGACGAUCGGCGUUAAGGGGGCUACUGCCGAGACGAGGAUUGAGACGCGGUAUCUGGGGAUGCUUUAGAGACGGAAAGAGAGAGAGCGAGAGAUAGAGUUUCAGAUUUCAUUAGAUUCUUGUACACUCAACGCCAAUAGAUGAAAUGACCAUGAU
Messenger RNA from Parathielavia appendiculata, 2984 nucleotides. Its product is annotated as glycoside hydrolase family 2 protein. The record is from RefSeq and is a predicted model, not a curated record. Gene Ontology annotation, molecular function: beta-mannosidase activity. The coding region runs from base 342 to 2897 and encodes 851 amino acids. Gene Ontology annotation, biological process: glycoprotein catabolic process; carbohydrate metabolic process. The transcript is spliced from 2 exons. NCBI's taxonomy places the organism in Eukaryota, Fungi, Ascomycota, Sordariomycetes, Sordariales, Chaetomiaceae.